Messenger RNA from Glossina fuscipes, 1641 nucleotides. RefSeq names its product adenosine receptor A3 (gene mAChR-C). Gene Ontology annotation, cellular component: membrane. NCBI's taxonomy places the organism in Eukaryota, Metazoa, Arthropoda, Insecta, Diptera, Glossinidae. Bases 469 to 1587 code for a protein of 372 amino acids. The record is from RefSeq and is a predicted model, not a curated record. Gene Ontology annotation, molecular function: G protein-coupled receptor activity. The transcript is spliced from 3 exons. Gene Ontology annotation, biological process: adenylate cyclase-activating adrenergic receptor signaling pathway.
AAAAAGCCAGAAAUUAAACAUAACCCAACAAAUCAGUAUCCACUCUAACGUUUUGAUCUCAUCAUACUAUCUCAUCAACUAUCAUAAAACUAACACACUAUCAUUAAGUUGAUAACAGCGCAAGCCUGUGGUCUGCGUGCGUAGGAUGUCUGCAUAGUUAUUAUGCAAUUUUGUCUAUAAUCACUUAUUUUAACGUGCUGUUGUCAUACGAGUGCAAAAUAACUCCUUUUCAUUUUAUCAGUUUAUUUAUACAACACAAUGAUGUGUUAUUCCGCAUUUGACAUUAAACAGACACGCCAUGAAUGAUAUAGAAGUACUAUUUAUCAGAUUAUUGAAAAGAAGAUAUCAAAAUUCGUAAAAUUCCAAAAUUAUUUAUGCGUAAAGAACUCUAUGUUAUUACCAGCUGUAUAAAGGCUAGUGUAAAAAUUUCGACAACAUUUUAAGAACGAAAGAGUUAAUAAAUAAAUAAUGAAUUUGCAUAGUGUUAACAUUUGCAUAACAAAAAUAGAGCUUGAAACUUCCGAUUCUGGUAAAGCAGAAAAUUUUGCCGUUGCUACUGGUCUUCAUUGGUCAACUGUUCUUUGGGCUUUUGUGAAUGUUGUCUUAUUUAUAUGCAUAUUAAGUGGAAAUGUUUUAGUUAUUAUAGCAGUGCGUAGUUGCCGCCGUCUACGCUCUUUGCUAUCCAAUCGUUUCAUACUGUCUUUGGCUGUUGCAGAUGUUGUCGUUGGUUUAACUUUACCAUAUCAUUUAAGCUUUUAUUUAGGUUUGGAUUUGGGUAUACAUCACAAUUACUGUUUAAUGCGCUUUUUUCUGGUUAUUUUUGCUUGCUGCGUAUCAAUUUUAACGCUAAUCACAAUUUCUGUUGACCGCUAUAUUGCCAUAAUCUAUGCUUUGCAUUAUAAAAGGUUCAUGACGCCACGGAUUGUUUUGUCCGUUAUUGUUUGCAAUUGGAUUAUGGGAGCUUUCGUGGCAAUUAUACCCAUGUUUUGCAAUCAUUGGAAAACUGCUCGUGAAUGUGAAUUUGAUGAGGUGUUACCACCCUGGUAUAUGACUGGUUUUAUAUUUCCGUCUUUCAUCGUCAUUUGGCUAUUGAUGGUGCUCAUGUAUAUGAGAAUUUUACGCGUAGCGUCCAAACAAGCUAAACAAGUAAGACAACUGCCGCGGUCGAUGAAUCCUUCCAUUCUACUGAGUUCGGAUUGGAGAUCGACACAGAUCGUUUUCUUUAUAAUGGGCUGUUUUUCUUUAUGCUGGUUGCCCUAUUUUAUUGUGGUGUGUGCUCAAAUCUUCAACAUUUUCAAUGUCGAACCGCUACUGUACAGAGCAGCCUUCUCUUUAGCUAUGACAAACUCUGCUCUGAACCCGAUUAUCUAUUGUUGGAAGAACAAAAGUUUUCGACGUGCUUUUAAUCUACUCUUACGUUGCCGAAGUCCCAACGUGCAUCCGACUAGUUUAAUAGUAAGUUUUAGCAAUUCAACAGCCACUCACAAAAGAAAUUCACUUUCUUGUGCCAACGACACUAUCGAAAUGCCUAUUGUUGCUUGCGCGAAAAAUGAUCGUUUACCCAAAAUUUACACAAUUAAAUUUUAAUCAUUUGAAAUAAAGUUGAUUGUCAGUUACAUACGCUAAACGUUUUUUGAAUUC